AGAUUCAGCAAGUUACGAGUCGACAAGACAGAAGAGAUCAGGAGAGAGGAAGAAGAAAAAGAGAUAAGAAGAAGAAGAGAAGAAGAAGAAGAAGUACUUCUGCUCCAUGGCUGGAUCCAUGCUAAAUCUCUGCCAGAAAACCCCCUUGGCCAGGCAGCAACCCGCCGCAGCUCCAGAGUGGCCUCUGCAUCCAAGGGCAGAGAUGAGACAACCAGAGAGGAGCCAGAGAGGUCCAUGUCCAUGCCAAAGAGACAGGCAAACAUCAUGGUGGCCAUCCCAGUGAAAAAGGGCAGCCUCGGGGCCUCAGCCUCAACCUCAACCACGUCGACCUCGGCCUCGUCCUCCACGACUGGCCGGAGUCCCGCUGGGUACAGCACGCCUGCUACCACGGCCACUACAACGCCGAACAAUGAGACAGAGUUGAGCACUAGAGCCUCGAGAAGAGUCAAUGCUACUGCUCGUGCUCUAGAGUUGAGAAACAGCUCUCUCGGCUUGAACAGCAGGAAGAGACCAGCCAACGCUGGCAGCAGCAGACCAAAUACGAUUGACGAUGAGAAGCUGGCUGCUGCACUCCAGGCUGAAGAGUACAAUGCCAGACCUACUGCGAAGAAACAGAAGACCGCCCGUGGCUCAAAAGCUAAGCCCGUCAUACCUGAUUCCGAGUCUGACGCUGAACCAGAGUCACGGCCAGAGUCAGAUUCAGAUUCAGAAGAGUGGUUCAGCACAAAUGAGGAGGCUAUCAAAAAUACUCCCAAAAAGUGGUCUAGGAGAACGCCCAAGGACUAUCGAGCAGUCUCACCCUCAGACUCCGACCUGAAUAGCGUGGUAGGCAUGGUGACUGACUCCAUGGACUCAAGCCAGCUGUCAGACAUAAGCUCAAUCGCAGACUCAGAAGAGUCCGAUGAUUUAGUUCCGAAUGGCCGCUAUCGUCGCCUGGAACGUUUCAUAGCUGCAAGUAAACCUACAAGGGCUCAGAAAGAACGGAUCAAACUUGAGAGGCAGCAUCCCCAAAUUACAGAUAUGUGGGAGAAACUAGAGCAGAAGCCUAUCCUCUCACCCCCUCCUGCUGCUCAACCAGAGGGCAUUAAUAGGAAAUUGAAGCCGUUCCAGCUCGAGGGACUUAGCUGGAUGCUAGCCCAGGAGAAGUCGGAGUGGAAGGGAGGCUUGCUUGGAGACGAGAUGGGAAUGGGUAAAACUAUUCAGGCUGUCUCCCUGCUGAUGUCAGACUAUCCUGUUGGAAAGCCCUCAUUGGUCGUCGUUCCUCCUGUCGCUUUGAUGCAAUGGCAGGCUGAAAUAGAGUCCUAUACCGACGGCAAGCUGAAAGUGUUUGUCUACCAUAACGCCAACUCCAAGGUCAAGGACGUCAAAGCCAAAGAACUCAAGACCUACGACGUCAUCAUGGUAUCAUAUUCCGGUUUAGAAUCAAUGUACCGCAAGGAAACCAAGGGCUGGAAACGAGACGGUGGACUGGUUAAAGGCACCAGCAUGCUUCACUCCCUUGAUUUCCACCGCCUCAUCCUCGAUGAAGCCCAUAACAUCAAGCAGCGUACCACCAGUGUGGCCAAGGCCUGCUUUGCGCUAAAGUCAACAUACAAGUGGUGUCUGUCUGGAACCCCCGUGCAGAACCGAAUCGGCGAGUUCUUCUCUCUUCUUCGCUUUCUGGAAAUCAAACCGUUUGCAUGCUAUUUCUGCAAGACUUGUCCUUGCGAAGCUCUGCAUUGGACACAGGAUGCACAAAAGAAGUGCACUCUUUGCAACCAUAAUGGAUUCAACCAUGUCUCCGUAUUCAACCAAGAGAUUCUCAACCCAAUUACUGAGCAUCGAGGCGACGAUGAAAAGCGCAAGGACGCCCUGAAGAAACUGCGCCUUCUCACUGACAGAAUCAUGCUUCGACGAGUAAAGAGAGACCACACUUCGUCCAUGGAACUUCCCCCGAAGAGAAUCGAAAUUCACCGCGAGUUCUUUGGAGAGAUAGAGCAAGAUUUCUCCCGUAGCAUCAUGACCAACACUACCCGCCAGUUCGACCGCUACGUCAGCCGGGGAGUCAUGCUCAACAACUAUGCCAACAUUUUCGGUCUAAUCAUGCAGAUGCGACAGGUAGCCAACCAUCCAGACCUAAUCCUCAAGAAACACGCAGAAGGUGGCCAGAACAUCCUUGUAUGCUGCAUCUGCGACGAGCCUGCCGAAGAACCCAUUCGCUCCCGAUGUAAACACGAAUUCUGUCGCCAGUGUGCAAAGGAGUACAUGGCCUCGGUCCAGUACGGCUCCGAACCAGACUGUCCUCGCUGUCACCUGCCGCUCUCAAUCGACUUUGAACAGCCCGAUAUCGAACAAGAUGAAGGCGGAGUCAAGAAGAACUCCAUCAUCAACCGCAUCAAGAUGGAGAACUGGACCUCUUCAACCAAGAUCGAGAUGCUGGUCUUUGACCUGUGCCAGCUACGAAACAAGAAACGCACCAACAAGUCCAUCGUCUUCUCGCAGUUCACCUCCAUGCUGCAGCUGGUCGAAUGGCGACUCCACAGAGCAGGUAUCAGCACUGUCAUGCUAGACGGCAGCAUGUCGCCUGUCCAACGACAGCGAUCCAUCGACUACUUCAUGAAAAACGUCGAUACAGAGGUAUUCCUCGUCUCUCUCAAGGCCGGUGGUGUAGCUCUCAACCUUACCGAAGCCUCACGGGUAUUCAUCGUCGAUCCAUGGUGGAACCCAGCUGCAGAAUGGCAAUCCGCCGACCGAUGCCAUCGAAUCGGCCAGCGACGCCCCUGCGUGAUCACCCGUCUGUGCAUCGAAGAUUCCGUCGAGUCUCGCAUGGUCCUGCUGCAGGAGAAAAAAGCCAACAUGAUCAACGGCACGAUUAACAAGGACCAAAGCGAGGCGCUGGAGAGGUUGACGCCAGAGGACAUGCAGUUCCUCUUCCGCGGAAACUAA
Trichophyton verrucosum HKI 0517 is the source of this 2925-nucleotide messenger RNA. RefSeq lists its product as uncharacterized. The transcript has 9 exons. Gene Ontology annotation, molecular function: metal ion binding; ATP-dependent chromatin remodeler activity; ATP binding. Lineage: Eukaryota; Fungi; Ascomycota; Eurotiomycetes; Onygenales; Arthrodermataceae. The record is from RefSeq and is a predicted model, not a curated record. The annotation marks the transcript as partial.